AUGAAUUUUAGAGAAGCGUUCCAUGAUCUUGAAUCAUUAGCGACUGAACUAGCCGAAAUUCGAGACAAGCUCUGUGAAGAGGCAAUAGAAAAAGCGAAGUCUCUUUGUGAAAAAUGGGAUAUUGAUGCAACAAUACGUGUAAGAAGACGCCGCAAAAUGCCCGGAGAAUUGGCUAGAGAUACUGGAUCCAAAUUUAUUCAUCGAAAUUUAUUCAUCGAAAUUGAAGCUAUUAAAACAGAUAAUAUAACGGCCUCACAUUUACCGACCCCUCCUGAAAACAUUGAUAAAAAAUUUAGACACUUUAGAAAUGUACAAUUAGCUGAUUGUUAUGAGUUUAAUGAUAAAGAAAUAUCAGUUCUCUUGGGUGGGGACUACAACUAUGAAGUAGUUACUGAACGAAUUAUGCGAUUAAAAAAAAACUUAGUAGCAGUCGAAACGUUGUGGGGAUGGUCUUUACAAGGGGGGAGCACAAAUUGCGAGGAAUUAUUUACAAUGAGUGUUAUUGUUAAUGAGUCGAUCAUUUCCAAACGACUUAGUGAAUUUAGGGAUUUGGAAAAUUUAGGAAUUGAGGCAGAGAUAUCUGAUGACAAAAUUAAUGACAACGAUAUAAUGUCCGAAUUUGAAGCUGGAAUUUCAUAUGAAAAUAAACGCUAUAAAGCCAAAUUUCACUGGAAACCACAUAUGAAAUCGUUGUUAGAAAAUAAUGAACAAGUGGCAAAGAAGAGAUUUAUGAAAUUAAGAUCAACUUUAAGAAAUGAUUCUACUUUAUUUAGUGAAUAUAGCUCAAUGUUAAAGAACUAUCUUUCCGAGAAUAUCAUUGAACGCAUUCCAGUAGAAGAAGAGAAUUCGCAAAAAAACAUAUUUUAUCUACCACAUAGAGCAGUGAUUCGUACUGAUAAGACUACAAGCAAAGUACGGAUUGUAUUUGAUGUAGGAUCACAUGAUAAAGGACAGUUAAGUUUGAAUGAAUGUCUACGCACCGGUCUUAAUUUCAUACCAAACUUAUUUAGUUUUUUGAUCAAAUUCAGGAAAAACCCGAUUGCUUUCAUAGCAGAUAUUAAAAUGGUCUUUUUGAUGAUUGAAAUUAAUGAAUGUGAAAGAAACUUUACAAGAUUUUUCUGGGAUGAUGAUCCAGAAAAUUUUGAUUUGGAAAACAAGGAGUUUGACGUGUUCCGAAUGUGCAGAGUUUUGUUUGGAGCGAAAUCAAGCCCUUUCCUACUAGCAACUACAAUUAAACAUCAUCUGAAAAAAUGCAUGGACACAUUUCCGUCGACUUACAAGCAUCUGAACCAGUCUUUGUAUGUCGAUGAUUUACUUUGUGGAGAAGACAAUGCUCAACAAGCGUUGAAAACUUGUAAAGAAAGUGAACAGAUUUUUAAAGAUGCUAGUAUGGACCUUCGAAAAUGGAGAAGUAACUCACCUGAACUUACCCAAGAAUUGAAGGAUUUGAAUUUUGAAGUUGAUGAAUCUGGAAGUGCACUGGACACUAACUUGAUAACUUCAAAGGUCCUAGGAGUUGGCUGGAAUGAGGAAACUGAUACACUUUAUUUUGAUUUUAAAAAUCUGGAAGCCUUUCUCUCCAAAGGAAAGGAAACUAAAAGAUACUUAUUACAAGUAGCAGGUCGACUAUCAAAGCCAAUUAAAUAUGAAGCUGAUAGGGUUCAAGAUGCAGCUGUUUUCCAAGUAACUGGUGUGGACUUUGCUGGUUCUGUUGUUCUGAAAGACAAGUCAAAGGCCUGGAUAUGUGUUUUUAUCUGUGCCGUAUAUAGAGCUACACAUCUUAUCACAUCACUAUCAACUGAAGCAUUUUUACACUGUCUCCAUCAAUUUGUUGCUAGAAGAGGAAAACCUUCGAUUGUAUUCAGCGAUAAUGGAACGAAUUUUGCAGGGAGUGAAAAG
Molecule: messenger RNA, 1899 nt
Organism: Parasteatoda tepidariorum (common house spider)
Lineage: Eukaryota; Metazoa; Arthropoda; Arachnida; Araneae; Theridiidae
Source: RefSeq, a predicted model, not a curated record